GACUUGGAGAAAAUAGCUGCUCCCAUCUGUCUUUUAAUCUUUCCUGUGGAAAAUUUGGUGUGUCACGUGAUCCCAGCAAAGCAUUUAAAAGAGUCAAAUCGGCACGAGCCAGAGGUCAGUCUUCAGACAUCAGCCGAUCUUGGUGGUCUGUCAGCUUCCAGGAAAGACAUGUCGGACGCUGAGGAGAGCCUGAAGGAGCAGGAGGAGUAUGAUCAGGAUGAGGAGGACGAGGAAGAAGAGGUACAGGAGAGUGAGAAAAAGGCGCACGAGGAAGAGUCCAAACCUCGACCCAAGACUACAUAUGUGCCCAACAUCGCCCCACCCAAGCUGCCGGACGGUGAGAAGGUCGAUUUUGACGACCUUCACCGCAAGCGCGUCGAGAAAGACUUCAAUGACCUGCAUGGCCUCAUAGAGUUACACUUCUCCAACCGACAAAAGGAGGAGGAGGAACUAGUAGCCCUGCGCAACCGCAUCGAGCGGCGCCGCUCGGACCGGGCCGAACAGCAGCGGGAGCGCGCCGAGCAAGAGCGUGAACGUCAGGCCCGGUUGACGGAGGAGCGGGUGCGGCGUGAGGAGGAAGCGGCAAAGCUGCGUGCUGAGGAGGAGGCCAAGAAGAAGAAGAUGUUCACCAACAAGUCCUUUGGCGGCUAUCUACAGAAGGUGGACCAGAAGAAGGGCAAGAAGCUGACGGCACGGGAAGAGAAGAAGAAGGCGCUGCUGGAGCGCCGCAAGCCGCUCAACAUCGACCACCUCAAUCAGGACAAGCUGGCUGAGAAGGCGCAAGACCUGAGUCUGUGGCUGUACCAGCUUCAUGCCGAGAAGUUUGAGCUCACCGAGAAGCUCAAGCGGCAGAAGUACGACAUACAUGUGCUGCGGAACCGCGUCAACGACCACCAGCGAGGGUCCAAGGCAUCCAAGACCACACGUGGCGCCAAGGGAAAGUCCGGAUCCUGGAAGUGACCGCAUGGGGAAAACACAAAGAACUUUUUUAGCCAGCACCUGUCCUGAAGGCUACUCAUGAACUCGCCUUUAUCGUUUGUUCACAUUAAGAAUAUUCAACCUUGUUUGGUGGCAUGCAUUUACCCGAUGCCUAUGAUCGAGGUUUCGUAGAGCAUGGUUAGAAUCACAUUGUCCAAAAUUUUUGUUCUUGAACUGUGCAUUCUUUUCGUAAUUUUAGUCAUCUCCCUAUUUUGUCACUGCUGUGCUUUCAAUGAUGCAAAUGCAUGUUAGUUUAUGUAUGAAAUGUGCUAUAAAAAAAUAAAGCUGCCUUGCAUUGUCUAUUCCA
Messenger RNA from Hippocampus zosterae (dwarf seahorse), 1285 nucleotides. RefSeq names its product troponin T2c, cardiac (gene tnnt2c). The record is from RefSeq and is a predicted model, not a curated record. NCBI's taxonomy places the organism in Eukaryota, Metazoa, Chordata, Actinopteri, Syngnathiformes, Syngnathidae. Gene Ontology annotation, molecular function: troponin I binding; tropomyosin binding; troponin C binding. Gene Ontology annotation, cellular component: troponin complex. The transcript has a single exon. The coding region runs from base 169 to 960 and encodes 263 amino acids. Gene Ontology annotation, biological process: cardiac muscle contraction; regulation of muscle contraction; sarcomere organization.